AUGUCUUCCCUAUUUUGCUGCAGCUCCAUUGAGCCCUAUCGCUCUCAGUACCUCUCUCACCAAUCCAAGUUCAACAACUUCAUGGCAUGGGCAUCUUUCCCCAAGGACUCUUCACCUGGAGAAGCCAACAUGUCCAAAAUUACUCCACCCUUUGCGGUGCAGCUUGUUCGACAAGUCAACUUUGGCCCCCUUGAAUCGAAGAGAUACUUCAUCCCAACUGAUGCUACUGAGGAUAAUUUCGUCGAAAUCACUGAGAAUGAUUUAAUCCAAGCUAAUUUCCAGAAAGUCAACACAUACAAGAACUACAGGUGUCGAGGCCACAACAAGUUCUUCGAGGUAAACAUCUACCAGAAUAACCCCGUAAAUGAACAUCACUGGCGUGCCAAUAUUGCUCGACCAGCAGGUUCCAUUGAUCUUUGA
Molecule: messenger RNA, 420 nt
Organism: Fusarium sp. VM40
Lineage: Eukaryota; Fungi; Ascomycota; Sordariomycetes; Hypocreales; Nectriaceae
Source: the annotation of a GenBank genome assembly